AUGUCAACGGAUUCGUCCACCUCGUCGGCGUCCUGCCCUAGCUCCGGCAUCGGCACGACGCCCGGCUCCUCCGACUCCGUCCUCCCGAUCUUCAUCAACCCGUACGCCUCCGUCAACGUCAAGACCCACGUCCCCAUCGAGCUCGACCUCCGUCUGCCAAACUACAACAAUUGGAACGCCUUCUUCACCGCCAUGUGCGGCAAGUUCGGCCUUCUAGGACACAUCAACGGCACCAUCACGUCCCGUCCGACUGAUCCCACCUGGAAUCAGCCGGACGCUUGUGUGCGCAGCUGGAUGUACGGCUCCGUCUCCGAUGGGGUUCUUGACCUCGCCAUGGCGCCAGAUCAGACCGCCCGUGCUCUUUACACGGCCAUCCAUGAUAUGUUCCAGGCGAACCAGGAGCCGCGCACCGUCAUCCUGAACCAGGAGUUCGCCUCCUUGUCUCAGGGCGACCUUCCCAUCGAGGCUUACGCUCGCAGCUGA
This is a messenger RNA of Panicum virgatum (switchgrass), 483 nucleotides long. RefSeq lists its product as uncharacterized. Lineage: Eukaryota; Viridiplantae; Streptophyta; Magnoliopsida; Poales; Poaceae. The transcript has a single exon. The record is from RefSeq and is a predicted model, not a curated record. Bases 1 to 483 code for a protein of 160 amino acids.